This is a messenger RNA of Pecten maximus, 4979 nucleotides long. Its product is annotated as ATP-binding cassette sub-family G member 8-like. Gene Ontology annotation, biological process: cholesterol homeostasis. The record is from RefSeq and is a predicted model, not a curated record. Gene Ontology annotation, cellular component: plasma membrane. The transcript has 12 exons. NCBI's taxonomy places the organism in Eukaryota, Metazoa, Mollusca, Bivalvia, Pectinida, Pectinidae. Gene Ontology annotation, molecular function: ATP hydrolysis activity; ATP binding; ABC-type transporter activity. The coding region runs from base 471 to 2444 and encodes 657 amino acids.
GACGGGCAUCAACCAAUAAUGAAUCUACAUUGAACCGCGUGCAUACAUUAACAUCAGUCAGUACUUGAAGGGACAGACUAGAAACAUGGACAUACUCCCGAUCAUGGCAGUAUAGUGGAAAAUGAAACCGGAAGACACAUCGGGAUAAAACCAGCUUUAUAAAUACUGGCUACAUCAUGAGUAAGAACCAUGGUAUAGCCAUUGUAUCAGGAUAACAAAGGACAGGGCCUCUCUCAAAUGGACCUCGGACAGCGAUAAAUCGGUUACUGGAUCCUAGACGAUAAUGGCAAAAUCAACAAACCUAUCACUGAAGUUGUGUAACGUUCUCUCGACUAAACGAGUCAUACCGACCAGAUUUUGUUUGGAGAGGGUGUUAUGACUAACAAUGUGCUAACGGAAGUAUUUCAGCACAAAUAAGUAAUUUUGUACCUUAUUUGGUUUAUUAGGCUGUGUUGUUUUAAAUUCUGACCAUGUCCGCCCUAGGUGGCUCCGCCGCCAUCAUCGAGGAUGCCGAUGUGGAAGCUAAUGUUUAUGCAAUAGAUUUUAGUUUUAACCAGCGCCCCUCAGUUGACAUAGGGGUGGAAAAUCUAAACUACACAGUUAACCCCAAAAACAUGUCGGUUUGGCAGCGGAUAUCUGCUCUCCAGUUUCCAUGGGAAUGGACCGACGAUUCCGAACCCAGGACUGUGCUAAAAAAUGUCUCAUUUUCUGUUACAAGUGGGAAGAUGCUGGCCGUUUUGGGAAGUUCAGGAAGCGGCAAGACCAGCUUGCUCGAUGUGCUUGCCGGUCGAAAUGAUGGUGGUGAGGUCAGAGGAGAAAUUUAUCUCAAUGACGUAGCUCGCACAAACUCUAUGAUCCGCUCAUGCUCUGCCUACGUCAGACAAGAUGACCGUCUUUUGGCACAUUUGACUGUGAAGGAAACUCUUAUGUUCGUUGCUCAAUUAAAAUUACCGACUACCAUGACAAUGAAGCAGGUCGAAAAAAGGGUUGAUAUGGUCAUCUCGGAACUCGGAUUACGCCAUGUAUCUGACACUAAGGUCGGAAACGCAGAAAGCCGAGGAGUAUCCGGUGGAGAGAGGAGGCGAGUUAGUAUUGGUGUCCAACUUCUGCUUGAUCCUAGUAUUUUGUUCCUUGAUGAGCCAACUUCCGGUCUGGACGCUUUCACAGCCCACCACCUGGUGGAGACACUGUCGAAACUUGCUCGAAACAACAGAACUGUACUUAUGUCUAUACAUCAACCAAGAUCAGACAUUUUUGAGUUAUUUGACUUGAUAAUGAUAAUGACAGGUGGAAGGCAGGUGUAUUUUGGCGAGGCCAACAAGAUGGUAGAUUAUUUUACAGAGAAAGGAUUUCCCUGCCCAGCCCUUACGAACCCGUGUGACUAUUAUGUUGACCUAGCUACUAUUGACUGUACCUCAGACGUCACGGAGACCGAGAGCACAGACACUGUGAACACAUUAAUCCAAAGAUACGAGACUAGCAGACUUGCUGGGAGUACGGAGCGAGGGAUGAGUCUCGAAUCCGAUGGGCCCACUGGUGUUGUCUCCCCUGACGAACCCUACCCCGUGAUGAAGAUGUUUGACAAUCUUGAACAUAGUCCUGGACCAUUCCGGCAAUUCUCAGUACUAUACCGGCGUUGUACUAGGAACCUGGUUGAGGACUAUUUAUUUCUGAUGGCCCAGUUUAUCCAGGCCCUGUCCAUGUCUGUGGUAGUAGGACUUGUCUACUUUAAACUGGGGCUGGACCAGAACACAGUUCGUGAUUGGUUUGGUCUCAUGUACAUCAUCGGGGCCAUGUAUCCCUACCUUGUUAUCCUCGACCUCAUCGCUCAAUAUCACAACGAAAGACAUUAUCUUUAUUACGAAAUGGAGGACGGCCUAUAUGGACCGACGCCCUACUAUUUUGCAAAGGUACUCAGUGAAUUGCCGCUGCACUCGUUCUUCGUUGUCGUGUAUGUUAUACCAGUGUUCUUUCUGGCCGGAUUCACUGUGGACGUCAAAGUGUUUUUCCAAGUGUUCGCCAUAGUGUACCUCCUGGUGUACUGUAGCCGUUCCCUGGCAAUGCUCUCCGCAGCCCUGAUGCCAACAUUUACUCUAUCCUGUUUCUUCGCACAGACAUUUUUCUCCAUGUAUAUAAUGUCAGCCGGUUUUUUCAUCAAUUUGAAAAAUAUAUUUUCAGGUUUAAAAUGGGUGUCUAGUAUAUCCUAUCUGAAAUGGGGAUUCCAGGGUCUGUGUCUCACAGAGAUACAAAACUUGACAUUUUCGUGUGGUGCUGUGCCGCCAGAACUUUGUAUUAAGAAUGGCGAAGCGGCUCUCAAACUGUACUCACUGGACGGAAACACGGUGCUGGACGCCUGCCUGGUAUUGAUGGGUUCUAUAACAGUUUAUCUCGGCAUUUACUAUCUCGGUAUGAAAUUUGUUAAACAGAAACCUCAUCAGAUGUGAUUUUUACUGAUGAUUGCAGAGACAAACAUGGCUUGAAAUCCAUUAAUCAAAACAAAAUCAAAUUUGAGAAAAAUUUCGCGAACGGGGAUUUCUGCUUCCUCUUUAAGCUGCUAUUAAUCAAUAUGCAUGUGCAAUAUGAUAAUUCAAGAAUACGGAGAGGAAAUUAAUGAAUGUUUUAGUCGAAAUAAGACAAUAAAUCCGGAUUUAUCUAAUAAGCUCUAGACAGGAUAAGCGGUUAUCAAUGGCUACCUUCAAAGUGACCACCAUACAGCUCCAACCAGGGAGUCAUGGACAGGAUGGUAUCUCAAAGAGGAGGAGGAAGAAGUGAUAUCAGAUCCACUGUGUCACCGACAGUACACGACAGGCAAAAUGCUGUGAUUAACUCAUUCAAAUGUGUUUUGAAUGAAAUUCUAUGUGAUGAUACUUUUGAAUAUUGCGUACAGUGCGCGUUUUGCGUAUUAUGCGUAUUUUUUGUAGUUUUAUCUAGUCCACAAUUUUUAACUUUAAUAUGAUCACUUAUUCCAAUUCUGCUUUUUAAAAUUAAAUUAAUAGUGAUUUUGUCCCUACUUCGCGAAUGAAUAGGUUUUAAUAUUAUGAAUAUGUCCGCCCAAAUUACUGAACAGCAUUUGCGAAUAGAAUGAGGGCAAUACUUUGAUAUGUUUGUAUAAGGGCUAACUACAGUUUCACAUUAUGAUAUGGCUAUUUGGUCUGAUUCUCUAAAGGUUUGCGAACAUCAACUUUUGGUGUGGAUGUUUCUCGACCAGAUUCAUCUGAGAUCCAGUUCCAAUAAGAUGUUUGUUAUCAUGGACAUCGUUUCAUGUUGCCUUGUAAUAUAUUGCAUCAGUAUAGUUAUGUAUCAAUAUAAAUUAUCAAUGUCAUCGUAUCGAUGCAUAUUUCGUCAUAUUUUGAUUUUUGAAUGGUAUAUGAAUAAUAACUAGUUUGUUCCUAUCUUUUUUACCCUAAAAACAAAAACUCUUAAUGUUAGAAUUUGAAAAAUGUUCAAAAUAUUAUUUAAAAAAAGAACUGCGCGUAUCUGGAAUCCCUAGUCGGUCUCAUACAAACAUUCUUUCUUUAAAAUAUCCAUUUGAAAAUGCAUGUACAUGAUAUUUUUGGCAUGCACAUGUAGCUAUGCUUUAAAAACGUUUCUUGAAUGUGGAACAGCGAUGUAUUUACUUUAGGCAAGGGAGUUAGAUAGAAGUAGUUAAUCAGCCCGAUACCGUGUUUUAUAAUGCUGAAAGCAUGGUGUGGUUUUAUUCUAUUUUGUAUUUUCUGUAUGUGUUCCAAAAAUGAAAUGAAAUACCUACUGCAAACCUGACGAAAUCUGAGUCACAAGAGUGCAUAUAUUCACUUCAUUAAUUAUCAAAAUAAAUAUUCAUCUUUACAUUUGAGUUCAACUACAUGUAUAGCAUUCCAUUUUUCACUUCUAGAUAUGAACUUAAGCUAUCAAAAUUAUGAUAUUCCGGUUUCAAGUUUAGUAUUGUUGUAUUGUUAUAAAAUUUAAUUGAAUUUUGUUUUAUUAUCGCAAAAUGAUUGUUUUUUAGUAAUGAUUCUUUAUUUUGAUGAGUUGUAAUCUUUCUUAUGAUGAAUCUAAAUGUUCAUGGUGUUUAUUUAAAGUCCCUGAUAUACCAGGCAUUCUUCUCUUUUGAUUUUACAUUGCUGUAAAGCAUCCACACGGUCGGAGUCCGUUUGCCAAAUAGUCCUACCUCAGAUUCAUAGAUUUACAGAUAUAUUGUAUGGAUUACGUCUGAGGUGUGGUAUAUGGUUAUUCUGACCAAUAGCGCGAUACACUAUAAGGACUUAUUGUUAUGUAUUGAAAGGGAAUACUAGUAGAACAUUUUUAUUAUUUUCCCAUUCUCGCAUUUGAGACAAAAAGUCGCAGAAACUCGGUGUCGCUCAUGUGAAAAGGCAUGAUGUGAUAUAGACGCAAUUCAAUUGAUCGAAAUCCAGGGUAAAUUUAUCAUGGACAUGAUUUGUUGUACCGAAAUUUAAAUACAUGUAGCGUAUCAUCUUUCCCGUGCCAUAUAGAAACAGCCUCGUAAUGAAUGCUAUCAUGGUAUACAAAAUGUAAAAGCUACAUGUUAUGAUAUUAAAAGUUUUUUUCCAUUUCUUUUUUUUUCGUUGUAUACUUAUUGUAUUUUACCUCAUCAACAAAUAUUUAGUCGAUACCUGGAUGAGGAGUAUAUAGUUAUGAAUGCAAUAGCCCGUUUGUUAUGGAUUGUUUUGAAUCUUUAUGAUAAUUUUUGAAAAGGGGUUUAUUUUUAUUCAAUUCUUUCAGUAACUGGCCUGGUAUUUAACAAAUAACUAAUAUUAUAGUUUUAUCUAGACGAUCUAUUGGCUCCGAGCUUUAAAAAUUGUCCAGCUAAAUUCCAAAACUAGAAUAUCUUCAACCAGUAGAUAUAUCCUAGAGACCACAAUUAUAAAGGUCAUUAUUUAUAGUCUUCACAUUCAAGAUGCAAUGACAUAUCAUCGUUAAUUAUUGUUUUUUAAUUGUAUGUUUUAAUGAAAGGUAAUUAAAUGUCAACCGACUAUUAGGAG